Messenger RNA from Manis javanica (Malayan pangolin), 2701 nucleotides. NCBI's taxonomy places the organism in Eukaryota, Metazoa, Chordata, Mammalia, Pholidota, Manidae. The record is from RefSeq and is a predicted model, not a curated record.
AGAAGGGAAAGUUUGGCCGGUGUGUGGGGAUUAGCGGAGGGCGGGACGGAGGGGCCGGGCUGAGGCGAAGGUUUUGUUGCUGCUGCCGCUGAGGCCGAGGCCGAGGCCGGGUCGGGCGGUGCCGGGAGCGGAGGAUCAGAAGUGAGACCGGUUUCAGUGUAGAGCUGUUGCCGCCCGCCGCGCGGUAACCCCGGGCCCAGGUGCCGUGCAGCCCGCGGUUGCUCCCAGGCUGUUGGGGGCGCGGCGGUUGGGGGCGGGGAGAGGCGCGCGAGCUGGGCUCGGGCAGCACUUUGAAGGAGCACUGCGCGCGGAGCCGCCGUCAUGUCAGAGGACUCGAGCGCGUUGCCCUGGUCCAUCAACCGGGACGACUACGAACUGCAGGAGGUGAUCGGGAGUGGAGCAACAGCUGUGGUCCAAGCGGCAUAUUGUGCCCCUAAAAAGGAGAAAGUGGCAAUCAAACGGAUAAACCUUGAGAAAUGUCAAACUAGCAUGGAUGAACUCCUGAAAGAAAUUCAAGCCAUGAGUCAGUGCCACCAUCCCAAUAUUGUGUCUUACUACACGUCUUUUGUGGUAAAAGAUGAGCUGUGGCUAGUCAUGAGGCUGCUAAGCGGAGGUUCUGUUCUGGAUAUUAUUAAACACAUUGUGGCCAAGGGAGAACACAAAAGUGGAGUUCUGGAUGAGCCUACCAUUGCUACAAUACUCAGAGAAGUGUUGGAAGGGUUGGAAUAUCUGCACAAAAAUGGGCAGAUUCACAGAGAUGUGAAAGCUGGAAACAUUCUUCUUGGAGAAGAUGGCUCGGUACAGAUUGCAGACUUUGGGGUUAGUGCAUUUUUAGCAACUGGUGGUGAUAUUACCCGAAACAAAGUGAGAAAGACCUUCGUUGGAACUCCUUGCUGGAUGGCACCUGAAGUUAUGGAGCAGGUCCGUGGUUAUGAUUUCAAAGCUGAUAUCUGGAGUUUUGGGAUCACAGCAAUUGAACUGGCCACAGGGGCAGCUCCUUACCAUAAGUACCCGCCAAUGAAGGUUUUAAUGCUGACACUGCAGAAUGAUCCUCCUUCUUUGGAAACUGGUGUUCAAGAUAAAGAAAUGCUGAAAAAGUAUGGAAAAUCAUUUAGAAAAAUGAUUUCAUUGUGCCUUCAAAAGGAUCCAGAGAAAAGACCAACAGCAGCAGAACUGUUAAGGCACAAAUUUUUCCAAAAAGCGAAGAAUAAAGAAUUUCUUCAAGAAAAAAUAUUGCAGAGAGCACCAACCAUUUCUGAAAGAGCUAAAAAGGUUCGCAGAGUGCCAGGCUCCAGUGGCCGUCUUCAUAAGACAGAAGAUGGCGGCUGGGAGUGGAGUGAUGACGAAUUUGAUGAGGAAAGUGAGGAAGGGAAAGCAGCCAUUUCACAACUCAGGUCUCCCCGAGUGAAAGAAUCAUUAUCAAGUUCUGAGCUGUUUCCAACAACUGAUCCCGUGGGUCCUUUUCUCCAAGUUCCAGAACAGAUUUCUGCUCAUCUACCUCAGCCUGCUGGGCAGGUGCCUGCACAGCCGACCCAAGGCUCUGCCCCAGCCCCCGCAGAGCCAGCAAAGACAGCUCAGGCUCUGUUUCCAGAAGCAGGCUCACAGGAAACCAGGGUCCCAAUCAGUCUUGUACUAAGAUUAAGCUUUCAGGAGGAAAGAUUGAACAGUUGUGUAGUAAGCAGACUAUAGGCUGUUGUGGAAGGACACCAUGAAGAGAGAAAAUGAAAUGCCUCACGUGAUGAUCAGGUCCAGGUGGGCAGUUGAUUUGUGUUAUGUACCUCUGUAGCUCAAAGUGAACUUCGGGCAGUGUACAUGUGAAACUAUAGGCUGUGUACACAUGCAGAGAGAAGGCAGUGCAAGGGGAAAAGUGACUUGGGGCAGGUUGUGUUGGAGGUGGUAGCUCUAUUUUAGUAGUAUCCUCAAGUAUUUGUCCAACAGACUGAAAUAAAGUCCUCUGCAUUGUUUAGGUAAAAUGGACUUGGGUCCUAAGUGAUCAGGCAUGUCUGCCUGUAAACAUUAUGUUCUGAUUUCUCCACUUUUAACCAGAACCACCAGGGAGCCUGGUUGAUCUCAGGGCCUGGUGUGGUGAGUGAUGGCUGUCCCUGUGCCUCACUAGUCAUGUUGGCAUCUCUGGAGUCAUGUAUCGACUCUGCUGCCCCUGAGGGCCCAAUUCCUUGCCCUGUCUUCUCUGCCUGCCCAGAUCCUACUGUCCAUUAGGUCCUAUCUAAAAAGUACUUCUAAAGUUCUUCCUCAUUAUUCCAAACCUUGUAUGCUUUAUCCUCCUCCUCUGAAUGCCUGUGGAAUUUGGGGCACCAUGUGUUUUACUCAUAGUCUGCUGAGAUGGAUCAGUGGUGGGCAGAGCAGUGCAGGCGCUGGAGCCCAAGGAUGGGAGUGCGUCUCAGGAUGAACAGGGUGUCCUGUGUCGUUUUCCUCACACCUCCCUGUGCACAUGCGGAUUUUCCUCUUGGUUUCAUACAGUCUUAGUGGGCAUGAGGAUGAGAACUGCCUUAGAUGCAUGAGAUUUUAACACCAGUCAAAGGGGGACUGAAGUACAGGGGGUUGUCAUGUAGGACAGUUAGGUGGUCCCUCUGAGCCCUGUGGUAUGAACUCAUUAGGAUGAAUCACAUGGUCUUGGGGGACAGAACAAUCUUUCCUGAGGCUCAGCUUUCCGGAUACAUGUUAACAGAGUAUAUGCAUAAAU